Molecule: messenger RNA, 1104 nt
Organism: Sphenostylis stenocarpa
Lineage: Eukaryota; Viridiplantae; Streptophyta; Magnoliopsida; Fabales; Fabaceae
Source: the annotation of a GenBank genome assembly
AUGUUCCCGCUUCAGCAACUUGCCCUUGCAUACACUCCACCUUUCACUUCCAAAAUGAACCAUUCCGCACCACCCAAACACCACUGCGUGGCUUCCCUAAAAACCCUAACACCCCACAUCACCUGUCUAGCGGUCCACCGUAACCUCCUCUACGCCGCAUCCUUAAACCUCAUUAACGUCUUUGACCUCUCCCAUUACUCCCACAUCGACGCCUUCAACCAAAGCCCCACCUCAGGAUUUGUCAAGUCCAUCGCCUUCACCAACUCAAAGGUCUUCACCGCUCACCAAGACUGCAAGAUUCGCGUCUGGCUCAUCACCCCCUCCAAACGACACCGUCUCAUCUCCUCCCUUCCCACUGUUACCGACCGUCUCCGCCGCUGCAUCGUUCCCCGUAACUACGUCAGCGUUCGCCGCCACAAGACCAGGCUCUGGAUCCAGCAUUGUGAUACCGUGUCCGGUUUAGCGGUGGACCAGAGGUUCAUGUAUUCGGUUUCUUGGGAUAAGAGCUUUAAGGUCUGGGACUUGUCUAGUUACCGGUGUCUGGAGUCCGUCAAAGCGCAUGAGGACGCGAUCAACGCUGUGGUCGUUAACGGGGACGGCACCGUAUACACGGCGUCCGCGGAUGGGAGCAUCAAGGUUUGGAGAAGGUACGGCGAGGCGAAACGGCACGCGUUGGUGAGCACCAUUGGGAGGCAGAAAUCGACGGUUAAUGCGCUUGCGUUGGACGGCUGUGGCGCGGCGUUGUUUUCGGGAGGUUGCGACGGGGCGAUCUGCCGGUGGGAGUGGGGGUGUGAGGAAAUCGGCAUGGUGAAGACAGAGAGGAUGAUGGGUCACAGUGGGGCCAUAUUGUGUCUGAUCCACGUGGCGGAUUUGUUGGCGAGUGCGUCAGCGGAUCUAACGGUUAGGAUCUGGCAACGUGAGAGAGGGAGGAGUGGGUAUGGUUGCAGGGCUGUGCUGGAAGGGCACGAGAAACCGGUGAAGUCGUUGGUGGCAUUUCGGGGAGGUGAAGAUGAGUCAAACGGCGUGGUUAGGCUAUUGAGUGGAAGCCUUGACGGGGAGAUUAAGGUGUGGGAAGUGUUUGGUUCGGCUUGUUCUGCUACCUAA